Oncorhynchus masou masou (cherry salmon) is the source of this 4320-nucleotide messenger RNA. RefSeq names its product protein LSM14 homolog A-like. NCBI's taxonomy places the organism in Eukaryota, Metazoa, Chordata, Actinopteri, Salmoniformes, Salmonidae. Gene Ontology annotation, molecular function: mRNA binding. The record is from RefSeq and is a predicted model, not a curated record. Gene Ontology annotation, cellular component: P-body. The transcript has 9 exons. The coding region runs from base 185 to 1537 and encodes 450 amino acids. Gene Ontology annotation, biological process: cytoplasmic stress granule assembly; P-body assembly.
GGUGAGGCAAUGCAUCAUAAGAAAACGGCCAUGUCGUUGUGCUAGUAAACUGGUGGAAGAACGAACGAGCAAUAAUCUUUGUUAGAAGUGUGCAAACAGGACUAAAUAACGUAGCUAGCUACUUUCCAUAUACUUUUGGAAGAUAUAUAUUUAUUUCCCACACUCAAAUAAAAAGGAAGACGGUAUGAGUGGAGGGACACCCUACAUCGGGAGUAAAAUUAGCCUAAUCUCGAAGGCCGAGAUUCGCUAUGAGGGAAUUUUGUACACAAUUGACACCGAAAAUUCGACUGUUGCCCUCGCCAAAGUCCGCUCAUUUGGUACUGAGGACCGCCCUACUGACAGGCCAAUUCCACCACGGGAUGAAGUCUUCGAGUACAUAAUCUUCAGAGGGAGUGAUAUCAAGGACCUGACUGUUUGCGAGCCACCAAAAGCCACCAGCUCCCUACCUCAGGACCCUGCCAUUGUUCAAUCCUCUAUUGGAUCCACCAAUGCGCCACCCCCAUCAUUCCAGUCUGUGGGCUCAUAUGCACCCUUUAGCGGCAGGGCUCCUGUCCCCCCUUACAGCCAGUUUAACCCCAGCCCCCUGGUGUCCCAGCAGUUUGGAGUUGUCGGUGGAGGUCGCACCAGUCCCCAGCUGGACACUCUGAGGAAGAGCCCUUCCAUGGAGCAGGCAGUGCAGACGUCCCCCACCACUGCCCCUGCUGCACCUGCACCAGUGGGACAAAGGAGCCCAGCUGGCCCAUCAGCCAGGCCCAUCACUACCCUGGGCAACCAGAAGCCUCCAGACAUCCUGGAACAGAGGAGGGGCCCUGAGGUUCAGAAAGUACACAGAACAGAUUCCGAGCAAGGUGGUGGUGACAACCGGAAUCACCGUCAAUGUGCCGGUGGUCCUCCCCCUCAGCGCCGUGGUCGUGGAGGUGGUCACCGUGGAAGAGGCCGCUUCAACCCACACAGGGACGGUCCCAUGAAGUUUGAUCAAGACUUUGACUUUGAGACUGCCAACGCUCAGUUCAACAAGGAGGAGAUUGAAAAAGAGUUUCAGAGCAAACUCAAACUGAAAGACGACAAGCCUGAUAAACCAGAGAAGGCUCUUAAUGGAGAUGAAAAGGCAGAUUCUGGCGUGGAGACCCAGAACAGUGAAGGCAAUGCUGAGGAAGAGGAACCUGUGGUGGCCAACGUUUACUACGACAAGACUAAGUCCUUCUUUGAUAACAUCUCUUCUGAUGAUACAAGGAAAGCAGCUGAGCGAUCUGGAGGUUCAGGAUUCCCAAGAAGGCAGACUUGGGCUGAGGAGAGGAGGAUGAAUUCGGAGACCUUUGGCAUUCCACUGAGGCACAACCGAGGCCGAGGAGGCUUCAGAGGAAGUCGUGGCGGCGUGGGCUUCCGUGGGGGCAGAGGGCGUGCCAUGAGCAGAGGUUCCUUUGGACCCCCCCGCGGGGCCCCACCUGGCUUCAGGGGAGGAUUCCGAGGAAGCAGCAGAGGUGGCCGGGAGUUUGUUGAAUAUGAAUACAGGAAGGAUAACAAAGUGGCCGCGUAAGUGCACCAGAGAGAUGGAUCCACCAAGAAUUGUAGCCCUUCAUGGUCCAGAAAUAUUUGUCAAAAAGAUUGACGACAUACUCUGUAAAUUUCCCAUCAGCACUGGGGUUGACUGCUUGAUUUCAACGGGUGUGAAUGCAGUUUCUUUACCAAUUUCAUUUUUUUCUCCCAAAAAUACAACAAAGGAUUAUAAUGUGCUUUUGAGAAUUUGAGCAUUGUUUGAUAUUAUACAGUAAUCAGAGGGACAAGAACUUGUGUAAAUAUUGUACUCCAGUGGAAUUAUUCAGUAUUUUUGCAUCUAUUUGAGUUCCUUUCUUACUAAAAUUGUAUUUGAUAAUGUUCUGUUGUGUAAAGAUGUAUGCAGAAUCCCGCUGAUACUGUGAGUACUUUGAUCACUGAAAAAUAGCUUUAUUUUUGGGGGAUAUAUCCUGCAAUGUACCUUAGGAGCACUAAAAUCCUACAUAGCCUGUCGGGUCACAGUUUUUGUUUUUUAUAUUUUCGUAGUCUAUUUCUUAGUAGCCGUUUAUCCCGUGUUUUGACGUUCUGCUGUACUUUGCCAAGUUUCUUAAACUAUUGUUUCAGUGUUCCUGCUAAAAGACUAAAAUGUAAAUGUUCAUCAAGUAGAUAAGUGGUUUACAUCAUAGGCUCACUUUUGUUGUUGUAGAGAUCCUGCUUUCUAAUUAAGGUAGUCAGUUCAGACCUUUAAGCUAUUUAUACAAGAUCGGAGUAGGUCAGACAUCCUGAAAACAUUUUGGAGCGUUUUCACUAAUCGGGAUCAUUUGUUUUAUAAUCUUACUGAAUAUUGAAUGAAUGUAUUUCUACUGCAUCACGAUGUUAUUUCUGCCCCAAAAAUAUUUUGUGGUUGCCACUUCUGGUUUUAGAAAUGCAUAUGAAUGAAUUGAUUCGGAGCUUUUGGGAUGUUUUCUCUACCCGUAAGCAUGCCCUGUGGUUCCCAACACCUGUCAAUGCUGGUCACCAACUACAGGUCAUGUUGGGAAGGACUGCAGUCCUUGUGAUUCAGUGAUGGGGUGAGCUGCACAUAUUUGCUCUGGCAUAUUUUUUUGUUAACAUGUAGUGUUGGUGAAAAUUGCUCUUUUUAGUGUAGUCGAUGUCGUCAAAGGAGGCUUUUCUGCAACAAUCAUGGCUGAACUUGGAGCAUCAGUCAUUAGAAAUGUCUAUCUAGCCUUCAUUUCCCCAGCGCUUGAAUAUGAAAUAACUGCCAUGUUAUAACUAGCCGCUUAACAAGUGUCUAUGGUAUUAAAUCAUUGUUGACCUCUAAAUGUUUGCCCUGCAAGAGAAGAUGGCUGCUUCUGGCCUAGACUGCUGUGUAACCAGAUUGAUCUUGUCCCCAGUAUGGAAUAUGACUGGGAGUAUUGGGCUACUUAUUCUGUUUGUUUAAAAACAAUUUGCAAUUCAACCAGUGUUACUGAUGUAUGUUGACAUUUUUCUAGCAGACAAUCUUGCUUUGCCUGAUGGUCUAUUUUCAUGCUUGCCCCUUGUAUGGUGUUGCAUCUGAAAAAAAAUCUUGUGUGCUCAACUCGAAACAAAGAUGCUGGUGUUUUUUGUUUUUCAGUCCCACUAAUGUAACUUCAGUGAAUAAUAGUAUCAUUCACCAGCUGUAUUGACAUUGUAGUAGCCUGGCACACAAGUGAUUCUAACGUAAGCUUGUCCUGAAAAAAGAACAUCAAUUUGUUGGAGUGGCAAUAUGUUGGGGAGAGUAAGGGCUAUAUAACUUGGGAAAAAUCUUCAUCCAUCAGAGAUAAUAUUCUGCACAACUAGGUUUGAGUAUACAUUGAUAGAUUUAUUUCAAGUCCAACCGCUAAGUUUACAUGAGGUUGAAGGAAACAAAUUCACUUGUUGGAAGAAGUUAGAUGAAAAGUAGUGAAGUUACUCCAGGCCUUAAAACCAAUCUACUAAGCUUCUGGAAGAAUUCCUAGUGAUCCAAUUCCAGCAUUUGUAAUAAACCGCAUCGGUGCUUUAAGCUUGCAAUGUUUGUCCCUUUCCCCAUGCUUGGGGAAGUCUAUUGAGCACUGUCUAUUGUCCAGCACUUGCAGUUUGGAGGAUUGUCCAUAAAAUCAUACCUCUUGGGGAGAUUCAGAUUUUUUUUAAUGGGAUAUUUUCUUUUUAUAAGAUAAAGGGAUGUGAACUGGAUGUUGAGACCAGUGGAUAAGGGGUGGAUUUUUCAGCUGUUCUCACUUUUUGUCAGUAUGUUUGGGAGUGCUAGAAGGAGGGUUAUGCAUUUAUCUUUCUCUCAAUUGACCUACAGUAUGAUGACAAUAUGUAAGCUGUACUAUUUGAAAACACUACAAGAUAAACCUGAUCUAGAACAUAAAAAAAUGUUGGGCAGCUAGGCCAAUAUAUCCUGUAGUUCAUAAAUGUGCAGUUUGACUGAAUUGUUGUACAGAUUGAUAAUACAGAGCAAUGUAUGUCAGCCUUAGCCUCGUACGAAUCAUCCUGAUCCGUGAGCUCAGGAUGGCUUGUAUGGGGCUAUGGCAACCUUGCCUUGUGAUAAAACACAAAAUAAUGACUCCGAACAAGGAUUAUACACAGAAGCCUGGGCAGUUGCAAUAACCACAUCGGUGUAAGGUCCAGAGCUAAUUUGAGAUUUCAAACAGUACAUAUUGCUGUAAAGUUUUGAUUACAUUAGUUACUUCUUCCGACCUCUGGAAUAAUAAAGCCAGAUAUUGUUUCUAAAUAAGGCAGUUGAACAGCAUGGUGUACUUCAAGUGGGCCGACCCUCUGCAGACAGGUUUUUACUCUAUAAAAAUAAACAAUUGUUCAAUA